This is a messenger RNA of Arachis stenosperma, 1068 nucleotides long. RefSeq lists its product as uncharacterized. The coding region runs from base 1 to 1068 and encodes 355 amino acids. The transcript has a single exon. NCBI's taxonomy places the organism in Eukaryota, Viridiplantae, Streptophyta, Magnoliopsida, Fabales, Fabaceae. The record is from RefSeq and is a predicted model, not a curated record.
AUGUUUGCAUCCCUCCAUGUAAACAUACCAUUCAUCAAGGCUCUCCAACAAAUGCCUUCAUACAUUAAGUGUAUGAAGGAGCUGCUGACUAAGAAGAAAUUAUUGAAGGGUGGGCAAACAAUAGUGAUGAAUAAGGAGUGUAGUGCUCUCAUUCAGACAGAGUUGCCUACAAAAAGGAAGGACCCAAGGAGUUUUUACAUCCCCUGUGCUAUAGGAGAAACAAGGAUUGAUAGGGGACUUUUUGACCUGGGAGCAAGCAUCAACUUAAUGCCGUUAUCCCUCAUGAAGAAACUUCAAAUCAAUGAGCUAACACCCACAGAUGUAAUCAUCCAAUUGGCAGACAAAACUAAAAAACAAGCAAUAGGAGUGGUUGAAAACGUGUUGGUGAAGGUCGAGAACUACUUCCUUCCCACAGAUUUUGUUGUCCUGGAGAUGGAAGAGAGUCACAUCCAUCCAAUUAUCCUGGGAAGACCUUUCCUAGCCACGGCCAGAGCACUUAUAGAUAUGGAGCAAGGAGAACUAAUAUUGAGGAUACAUGAUGAACAACUUACCUUCAAUGUCUUCAAGACCUCACAAGAAACAGAUCAAGAAAACAAGGAAUUCAGGGAGAACCACGAUAGGACACCCAUGGAGGAAACAAACAAGGAAGCACGAACAGGACACCUGGGAAUCCCUUUGGUUGACAAGCAAUGCACUCAGGAGGCACAACAGCCAAGGGAAACCCAGGAGGAGCUGAACCCACAAAAGUUAUACGACAUUAGCAACAAGGCUUCCCUAGAAAAGGAGGCCACAAGGAGCAAGGCAGCACCAAGGGAAGAAAAGAAAAAGGUGCCAAGGGGAUGGAGGAACAAAAAGAUCCCUAUAGAGGACUUCUCUCCAGGAGAUAAAGUGAUCUCUGCACAUUUCCCACUAAUCCCACCUCAUCUCCCCACCAUUCCAUCUCAGCUACCCAAAGCAUAUACCAUCAGCAGAGUUCUCUCCUUAGAACAUGUGGAGAUUCUUAAUGAAGCCAAUGGAGAUAGAUUUACUGCAAGAGAGGAAGACUUGAGGCACUAUCAACCACCCUGA